AUGCUUCUGAACAAGCUUCUUCGCGAUGGCGACAACGAGGAUCUUGCUGAUGAACGUCGAAAAGCCACUUUCGAUACUGACGAGAUGGCAGCAAUCAUCUGGGAAGGCAGAGAGAGAGUACGCCGGCGAAGGGAGAUCACGAAAAUUGUCGAGGAACAUAAAGAACUCCACGAUCCAUUCAGUCCAGCGUUUAUGACUCGUCAUGAAGAGAUAGAAAAUGCAGCAAGAAAGAUCACAACGAUGACCCGUGAACUCGACAAACUAGGUGUAAAUCCGUCUGAUGGACCCGAUAUGGUUCAUUUAACCUGUGAAGUUCUUGGCAUAAAUGGACACCCACUGACAAUUCACAAUGUCAUGUUCAUUCCAAGUCUUCAAGCUCAGUGUGCUGAAGAUCAGAUGCAUUGGUUACAGAAGGCGUUAAAUAAGGAGAUCAUCGGCACCUAUGCACAGACGGAGUUAGGCCACGGAACAAAUUUGAAGAAACUGGAGACAACAGCUACUUACGAUGCAAGAACACAAGAAUUUGUGCUACACAGAAUUACCGUCGGAGACAUUGGCCCGAAGAUGGCGAUUGGAGCUAUUGACAACGGCUUUCUUAGCUUCGACCAUUAUCGAAUUCCAAGGGUUAAUAUGCUCAUGAAGCAUGCUAAAGUCACAUCUGAUGGAAAGUACGUUCGUCCUCCGCAUGCUAAGGUCGGCUACUCCGCAAUGGUGCACGUUCGCUCAUUCAUGAUUGGUGAUCAAGGAAAGCUUCUUGCUCAAGCUCUCACCACUGCCAUACGGUAUUCGGCGAUCCGACGUCAAGGAGAGAUUCGACCCCGAGAAGGAGAAGUGAAAAUUCUCGACUAUCAAACACAGCAACAUCGCCUACUUCCACAGCUUGCUCGAGCGUAUGCUUUCACUUUCACCGGUCGAGCUGUAAGUGACAUGUACAUGAGGGUACGAAAGGAUGUAUUCUUAGGAAAAGUGAGCAUUAUCUUGAUUUCCCAUUUUCGCUUAUUUCAAGUGCAACGAGCUAAGCAAGAGGUGGCUGCUCCAACCAUCAGGACCACUUCAAACUACACGGCUGGUGACUGCAUCCGACACCCUUUAUUCACGCUACGGAGCGAAUGCAUAGCUUAA
Cooperia oncophora is the source of this 1122-nucleotide messenger RNA. The record is from the annotation of a GenBank genome assembly. NCBI's taxonomy places the organism in Eukaryota, Metazoa, Nematoda, Chromadorea, Rhabditida, Trichostrongylidae.